Molecule: messenger RNA, 5717 nt
Organism: Anopheles aquasalis
Lineage: Eukaryota; Metazoa; Arthropoda; Insecta; Diptera; Culicidae
Gene: kel
Product: kelch protein
Molecular function (GO): protein binding
Source: RefSeq, a predicted model, not a curated record
UCGUGAAAAUUGUGAAAAUCGCCUCGAAAUCGUGAGAAUUCUGUGCUGCAAAACGGCGUGAAAUCUGGUGCAAACUGCUAGAUAUUAGGAGACUGACCCCUCCUUGUGGAGCAGCCUCGAGAAAGCGAAUAAUUCAAUGUCCUUUGCUAUUCCCGGGGAGGCUCUGCGCGUUUGUUCUCGUUAAGAAUUCUCGCGCCCAGAAAAGUGAACCAGCGCCAGUUGAAAUAGAAAAGUGAUAAUAAUAAUAGCGAUAAUGAGCAGCCUAGGGAACGGAAGCCACCAGAACAACCCGAACAACAACACCGGAAGCAGCCAGAAUUCGGCCGCCGAAGGAACCGUGAUGGACCGCGGAAGCUGCAUUCUGGUGCGUUACGCAAGCCAGAAUUCACUAGACGAAAGCUCACAGAAGCAGCUGCCGCGCGCGAAUGGAAAGGAAAAGACGACGGGCGCGUACCGCAACAACAUCCACACGCAGCGAUCGUUCGAGGCCAUGAACAUGAUGAGAGAACAAAACCUGCUGUGCGAUGUGGUGCUGGUGGCGGAAGGGAUCGAGAUUCCGGCCCACAAGAUGGUACUUGCCUCGUGCAGCCCGUACUUUUACGCCAUGUUCACGGGUUUCGAGGAGAGCCGCCAGGAUCGGAUCACACUGCAGGGUGUGGACCAUCGGGCGCUCCAGCUACUGAUCGAGUACGUCUACACGGCCGUCGUCGAGGUGACGGAGGAAAACGUUCAGAUCCUGCUGACCGCCGCCAAUCUGCUGCAGCUGACGGACGUACGGGACGCUUGCUGCGAUUACCUGCAGACUCAGCUCGAUCCUAGCAACUGCCUAGGGAUACGUGAUUUCGCCGACAUUCACGGUUGCAUCGAGCUGCUGAACUACGCCGAGACCUACAUUGAACAGCAUUUCUCAGAGGUGUGCCAGUUUGAGGAGUUUCUGAAUCUCACCAGCGAACAGGUGGUCAAUCUGAUCAAGAGUGAUCGUCUCUCGGUUCCGUCAGAGGAAAAGGUUUACGAAUGUGUCAUAACAUGGAUACAGUACGAUGUGCCCGGACGGCAACACAAUUUGGCCGAUUUGAUGGAACACGUUCGGUUGCCGCUACUGGCACAAGACUAUCUUGUACAGCACGUCGAGAAGGAGCAACUGAUGAAGGGUGACCUGCAGUGCAAGGACUAUAUCAUUGAAGCCCUCAAGUACCAUCUGUUGAAGGGCGAGCAGAAGACGUCUUUUAAAACACCGCGCACUAUCCCACGGCAACCGGUGGGCCUUCCAAAGGUGCUGCUCGUAAUCGGUGGCCAAGCACCGAAAGCCAUCCGCUCGGUCGAAUGUUACGAUCUGCGCGAAGAGAAAUGGUAUCAGGUGGCGGAAAUGCCGACGCGUCGUUGCCGUGCAGGAUUGGCAGUACUCGGCGAUAAGGUAUACGCCGUCGGUGGCUUCAAUGGAUCGUUGCGCGUGAAAACGGUCGAUGUGUACGAUCCGGCACUCGACCAAUGGACCACCAGUCACUGUAUGGAAGCGCGGCGCUCUACGCUGGGUGUGGCGGUGCUCAACAAUUGUAUCUACGCGGUCGGUGGAUUCGACGGAUCGACCGGACUCAGCACGGCCGAAAUGUUUGAUCCAAAGCGGCAAGAGUGGCGCCUAAUUGCGGCCAUGUCGACGAGACGCAGCUCGGUCGGUGUUGGCGUGGUCAAGGGUCUACUGUAUGCGGUCGGUGGAUACGAUGGGGCUUCACGGCAGUGUCUGGCUUCGGUUGAGCGGUACGAUCCGGCUACCGACACGUGGACCCCGAUUGCGGAGAUGUCAGCAAGACGCAGCGGAGCUGGUGUUGGUGUGCUGGACAACAUUCUGUACGCUGUCGGUGGCCACGAUGGACCGCUGGUGCGCAAAUCGGUGGAAGCGUACGAUCCGGCAACGAACACCUGGCGACCGGUUGGUGAUAUGGCGUUCUGUCGAAGGAAUGCUGGCGUCGUCGCACAUAACGGGAUGCUGUAUGUGGUGGGUGGUGAUGAUGGCAUCUCGAAUUUGGCCUCGGUGGAGGUGUACAGCCGCGAAACGGACAGCUGGCGUAUUCUGCCUUCGUCGAUGAGCAUCGGACGCAGUUAUGCGGGAGUCGCCAUCAUAGAUAAGCCAUUGUGAAGCGAGCAGCAAGGCGCACGGGCCACCAAUCCGUCGCACCAGCAACCUUUCCUCCGUUCCUACUCAAGAACCUAUGCCAAUUGUUCCAACACCACCACCACCAGUAGCCUGCAUCAGCAACGAUCGCCAGCAGUCAUGGGCGCAGCACUAGCACAAGAUGGAGCAGCAGUUGCCCAGCCAGGCGGACCUGGCGUCGGUUGUUCUGAUGAUGAAAACAGUCAGGCAGAAGGUUUAAAUCCCGAACCAGCUGCAAAUGGUGUGCAACCACCGGCUAAUGCUUCGGCCAACAACGUACAUUACGAGAACAUCUACGAAUCCAUCGAGCAAUAUGCUGGCCUAGGUGCUGUUUGUGGUGGCCAACCUUCCGGCCAACAGCCCAUCCAUCGAUCAGUUGCAACAUCAGGCCAAGCCCCAGCUCCAGCUUUGGCCAAUGGAAUGAUGCAUAAUGGGCACUUCAAUCCAUACCACCAUCCACUGGCAUAUCGGAAUGAGCUUUACGAUCGAACCGCCGGUUACGAUGUGCCUCGUGGACGAGCAGCCGGCCAGUCAGCGAGCUAUUAUCAGAAUCAAGCAUCGCUUCAACCUUCACUGCUCUCGGGAGGACCACCGGGAGGUCCACGCUAUGCAAACCUUCAUCUUGAUCUCAAUCGAUCGCGCUAUCAAGCGCCAACCCAACAGCAACAACGAACACCACGGCAACGCAGUUUCGAUGAUACGGAAUCGUAUCACUAUCACCGUUACCAACCGAACGGUAGCGGAGGAUCGAUGCCGAGGCAAUCCGAUAAUCUGUACGAGCGAGUACGCGAAGAACCGGCAUACCAGAACACGGGCUCACUGGCGGCUAGCAAUCGAACCGGGCUUUACGGGCGAUUCGAUGUGAUCGGUCACGGGGUAGGGCGGAUCGAGCGCCACCUAAGCUCUUCCUGUGGCAACAUUGAUCACUACAGUCUUGGUGGCCAUUAUGCGGUACUUGGCCACAGUCAUCUCGGUACCGUUGGCCACAUCCGACUCAAUCAAUCGAACGGCGUUGGUGGGGCGGCCAACGGCAACGCACCUGCUCAACCCCUCAGCACGAUCACUCCAACCAACACCUCGCAGUCGAAGGACGGCGCGACCUCAUCGUCGACCGUUAAUGUGAAGUCGUUCUUCAGCUGCUUGGGAGGCGAGAAUUCGCAAUCGAUGAACAAUCUCAACAAACCGCCAUCUACAGGGCCACUGGCGGCUGGUGUUGGUAGUGUCGGUGUAGCUGGAGCUGUGGUGGCUCCGGCUGAUGGCGCUACUCCAGCAAACGGACAAGGCAGUUGCAUCGUCGGAGGCCUAGCUAGUGCUGCAGCCGUUGGUAGCUCCGCCACCGGUACCAUUCCGAAGAUUAAUCGUAAAACCAAGCAAUCUCAACAGCACGCAGAACCACCGGCCGGUAUCGGUGGUUUGGUACCUGUCCAAGCGGAAUCUCCGAUUGAACUCGCUAGUGGUGGCCGCGUUACGAAGCCCUCGCUCCAGUGGCUACUCGUCAACAAGUGGCUCCCAAUGUGGGUUGGCCAAACACCACCGGAUUACAAGUUUAUCGACUUCAACUUUAUGUUCUCCCGCAAUUGCGAUGGUUGUGCCACGGCAAGCCAUACACCACCACAACCUCCGCCGCCGCAAGAACUGGUGCGCUAUGGGCAGGCAAUGAUCGAGCAGACCGAUUACAUUCCACCGGCACGCGAGUAUCCAACAAUGACGGGGAGCUAUCCACGGGUACUUCGGAACACUCCACAGCUGGCGCGGCUCAGAGAGCACGAGUACGAGAAUGUGCCCGUGAGUGACGGAUCCGUGGCUUCCGGGCAGCGUUCGGUGGCACCGUUGCGUCCGAUGGGUCCGAGAGCGACAGCAAUACGACCAUUAGCCGGUUCGGUAAGCCGUUUACGGGACAAUGCAACGGGGGCCCGCACCGGAGCAGAUUCAUUCCGUAGCUGGUCGUUCAACUUUGAGGACAACAGUUUCCGUCCGGCACGAUCCAAUGGGUUCGUGCAGCAGCAACAAAGCAUUAACGGUGGUGCUGGUGCAGGUAGUCCGAUCGUACACGGUGUACGACGCAUCACCGAUGGUACGUUCGGUGCACGGGACCGGCAGCCUCUCGAUCUUGGCCCAAAACCUGGUCCAAGUGGGCUACAGCGAGCUACCUUAACAACGCCUAGCACCGCCUCCCCUGAUGAAUCUGGCGAUGCUGCCGCUGCUGCAGCUGCUGCUAGUAGCGAAAGACAUGACUUGCGUCGCCUCUCACUCGGAUCAACCUCCUCAUCCGGUUCCGAAAACUUUGUCAUGGAAUCGCUGGCAGCGGAAGUUGGAGGGCUAGCAGAGGAUAGUAGCAUUUCCGGUGGUGAUGGGGACGCCGGAGAUGGUAUGACGGCUGCAAAUGGCACCACGGUUGGUGCUGGUUCUUCGAAUGAAUCAUCGGAAUCCUUCAACUACGAACCGGCGGAACUGGUGGCUGAUACUGCGGAUCGUUCCAUGUCCGAGGACGAGGUAGAGAUUGCUGUCGGUCCAUGUGCCGCUAUGGCGCAAACGAAUUACGAUGGUGAGGCACAAGGCGAGAACCCAGGGCCCUAAACGUACACACUACUCCCUUUUGUGAUCUGGCCGAAGCGAACGGCUCCGGUAAUGGCAACGAAUGGAUUCCUGUUUUUAAACGCGCGCGACAAACUCUGUUAUCUUCUCCCUUUUUCACGCGUUCUUUCCAAACAACCAAAAAACUGCUCAAUAUUUAUUAGGCAUUCCUUUCCACAUCCCUUUCUUCCCCCUGUUACGAGUUACGGUCAGCGACCGUUCCGUGCAAUCGCAAUAUUCUGUUUAGUGUUAAUUCAAUUGCGCUCCCUCCUUACCGAGGAAUUCCACUUAGCAGUUUUUUAUCGACAGGUAGUAAUUUAUGUUCCUUUUUUACGAUGGAACGCUAAGCACGAAGAGCAACCACCCCUUCGUGCACCACAUUUCCAGUAAGUUAUUGACAAACGUGGAUCGAAAUAGUUGAGUGAGAUGUCAAGGAGCCGGUAUCGGACGUGGAUCCAUUUUAAGAGUAAAAAUAACAACUAACUAUUAUUAAGAUAUAUGUACACACCUGCGCACAGUUACGCUGGAAGCAGCAGCGUCUUAGGCAUUUGCAUUAGCCACUAGCCCUGGCACAGGGAGGUUAGUUAGCUGUUCGUUUCAUAAGCAUAUCGUUCGUUCUUACGUUCUCACCAGAGGUUAGUGUAGCUGUAGCAUCCACCCCUUGUUACGUACUCAAUGUUAGACGGGACAAGAAUAGGUGACGAGAGCGCAACAGUACCCCUGCAGCCGGCACAGAGCACAUGGACAAACGCACAAAGCAGUUCCGUUUCCUUUUGUGUUCAUACACUCGCAGGCACAGCGACAGGCUCAACCGGUACAAACGAUUCGUCGCCAUUUUUAUUCGCAUGUGACUAAGGUUCUCCUUUCGUUAGAAUUGUUGCGUUGCGUUCAGAACAUUACAGCAUUUAGCGUUACUGAGUUAAUGCGCAACGCGCGGCGAUUCCGAGGAUCUGCAUUUGGUAUUCAUUAGUUGGACGUUGAGAUUAAAAUACAA